AUGUCGCACAUCCACAACAUCUACAUCUACAUAAUCCUAAUAUCAAUCUUCUGCCUCUCAAUCACAAAAGCCCAAGUGGAACCAUACACAUCCUCGGCUCACCAUCCGAGAGCGAUCAUCGCAGAUCGCCAACCCAAACAACAUAAACAUGAACAUGGUGCAGCCCGCCGAACAAUAAUAACAGCAACAAGCACCACGACGACCUCCAUGCCAGAGCCCUACGACACCCUCGCCUACAACUUCGCCAACACAACCUCCUGCCAAAAUUUCUACAAAACCUGGCGCGCAAACAGCACAAUAACAAAUUGCCACGCCAUCUCCCUCCUCCUCGAGAACUCAAACGCCUUCUUCCACACCCUCUCCUCAGCAACCAGCACCUCCCGUGUUCUUGACAUCGCCUGCGCCGCCAACGCCGCAACCUGCAGCACAAUCAUGACCAAUCUAGCCGCAGACCUAAUCAAGCCCUCGAACUGCGGCGCCGACUACGCAAACAACAACGCCGUCGUCAAAGGCACCUACCGCGACCUCGUAGCCUACGAACCCAUGUACCGCGCGACGUGUCUGACGAACCCGCAGACGGAGAGCUACUGCUUUGCGGACGCGGCGACGAACACCUCCUCGCCGGCUGACUACGAUGUGUAUUUCAUGCCGCUGGGGAGUGCGCUGGGUGGCGGCUCGACGCCGUCGUGUACGCUGUGUUUGCAGGCUACUAUGGAGGUUUUUGCGCGGUGGGCAACGGUUAAUGGGCAGGCGCUUGAUAGGACGUAUUUGCCUUCGGCGAGGGUUGUUAAUGCGCAUUGUGGGGAGGGAUUUGCGAAGACGAAUGUUACGGUUGGGGUGGAGGUUGUUGGGGGGAGUGAGAGGGUGGGGGUUUCUGGGGUGGGGGUUUUGACAGUAGCUGUCUUGGUGUCGAUGGUGUGGCUGGUUUAG
Messenger RNA from Penicillium soppii, 930 nucleotides. RefSeq lists its product as uncharacterized. The record is from RefSeq and is a predicted model, not a curated record. The transcript has a single exon. Lineage: Eukaryota; Fungi; Ascomycota; Eurotiomycetes; Eurotiales; Aspergillaceae. Bases 1 to 930 code for a protein of 309 amino acids.